AUGGGAAUCCUUGACAUUGUUCCAGCUGGUGUUAUUUCGGGUCACGACGUCUACAAGGUGUAUGACUAUGCCCGUGAAAACCACUUUGCCAUCCCUGCUUUCAAUGUGACGACCUCUUCUGUUGCCAAUGCCGCUCUUGAGGCUGCGCGUGAAGCCAAGGCCCCCGUCAUCAUUCAGGUGUCGAACGGAGGUGCCGCGUACUUCGCUGGUAAGGGCCUUCCGAACGACAAACAACAGGCCUCGGUAGCUGGCUCUGUGGCAUGCGCGCACUACGUGCGUUCGGUUGCCAAGCACUACGGUGUCCCUGUGAUUCUGCACUCGGACCACUGUGCCAAGAAGCUUCUGCCUUGGUUCGAUGGUAUGCUUGCAGCUGACGAAGAGUGGUUUGCCAAGCAUGGCGAGCCUCUGUUCAGCUCGCACAUGCUUGACCUUUCGGAGGAAACGAAAGAAGACAACAUCAAGAUCUGCCUUGAAUACCUCAAGCGUAUGGCUAAGAUCGGUGUCUGGCUCGAGAUGGAGAUCGGCAUUACUGGUGGUGAAGAGGACGGUGUGAACAAUGAGCACGUUCACAACUCGGCCCUCUACACGCAGCCUCAAGACAUCUGGGACAUUUACAAGGCUUUCAGCGAGAUCACCCCCAAUUUCAGCAUUGCCGCUGCCUUUGGCAAUGUUCACGGUGUAUAUAAGCCUGGUAACGUCAGGCUCCACCCCGAGCUUCUUCGUGAGCACCAGGACUUCGUGCGUGAGCAGCUCAAGAUCAACAAGGAGAACCCUGUGUUCCUUGUCUUCCAUGGUGGCUCGGGUUCAGAGAAGCACGAAAUCGCCACGGCCGUGAAUAACGGUAUUAUCAAGAUGAACGUCGACACCGACACCCAGUAUGCCUACCUUGAGGGUAUUCGUGACUUUAUCCUUACCAAGAAGGACUACCUCAUGAGCCAGGUCGGCAACCCUGAGGGCGCCGACAAGCCCAACAAGAAGCAGUACGACCCACGUGUCUGGGUGCGCGAGGGAGAGAAAACCAUGGGGAAGCGUUGCCAGAUUGCUUUUGACGACCUCAAGACUUCAAACCAUCUAUAA
This is a messenger RNA of Malassezia restricta, 1077 nucleotides long. RefSeq names its product fructose-bisphosphate aldolase, class II. Gene Ontology annotation, cellular component: cytosol. The record is from RefSeq and is a predicted model, not a curated record. Bases 1 to 1077 code for a protein of 358 amino acids. Lineage: Eukaryota; Fungi; Basidiomycota; Malasseziomycetes; Malasseziales; Malasseziaceae. Gene Ontology annotation, biological process: gluconeogenesis; glycolytic process. The transcript has a single exon. Gene Ontology annotation, molecular function: fructose-bisphosphate aldolase activity; zinc ion binding.